This is a messenger RNA of Tigriopus californicus, 3696 nucleotides long. RefSeq lists its product as uncharacterized. The transcript has 7 exons. NCBI's taxonomy places the organism in Eukaryota, Metazoa, Arthropoda, Copepoda, Harpacticoida, Harpacticidae. The record is from RefSeq and is a predicted model, not a curated record. Bases 1204 to 3546 code for a protein of 780 amino acids.
AAUAUCUCCUUCCCCCAUGAAAUAUUGCCUGCCUACGUUUUUCCUCGCGUGCACCUAUUUUGUACCUUUGGUGAGCCCUUUUUUCCCUGUUUGGUCAAUUGGUUAAUUUGGAUUAACUGAAAGCAAUUUCAUGUUAAGAGCAAUUUCCAAGUAAAAUCAAUUUCAUGAAAUGAUAAAAAGUUAUGAUAGCUAAUUUGAUUUAUUUCUGGGAGCUUAAGUCAAACGAAUAGAGAUGAUGACACUGAGUUAAGAUUAUGGUUGAUAUCCAUCCUUUCUUAAUUUUGCAUUUACCGAUUUUUGGGAGUCUUGUAGUCUAUUUUGUAUAAAAAGAGCUCUAUUUCAGUUGAUUUGAAUUUUGCAUCCUAAAGUGUUGUUUGCCUGAAGACAACACCACGAUCAAAGCUCAAUAAGGUGACCUAAAAUAAUCACAAUAACAUUAAACUAGAGGGAUCCAGGCUAACGUGUUUGCUAAAUGGCUCAAUGGUGCUCGGAACAUAGGCAUUUUUGGCCAUUGUUGGUCCUCUUUGGGUUCGUUGGGGGGUCAUAAAGAGUUUUUGCACUAAUUGAAAGCGUCAUCAUGGCAGCUAUCGAGGUCCUGAUGAUACAAAAUAUCCAAGGGGCCUUCAUCCAUAAAGGCCAAGGCUUGGAAUUCCGAGUGCGUCCGUAAAAAAAAGAAACGCGCGCAGAAGAAUUCCAAAAAUGGAACCAAAAACGGAGAGAACGCCAGAAAGGGAACGAAGAGGAAGGAACGCCAGAAAGGGACGCAAAACCUGAACAGAGGAAAGAGACCUUUUCAGUCGAGAGCGAGGAUUCGAGCUCCUUGGAUGAUGUGUCACGUUCAAGGAAACUUGGAAAGAAAAAUGAAAGUUGGUUUAAUUAAAGUUUCGAGUUCAAGCCCUGGCAAGUGAUUGAAACACACUCCCUCGAAAAGGUUAGAAGUUUUUGGAGCGUCGGACAUGAUCGCUCAUUGAUCAAGUGUUAUUUGGCCAGGAACGAAGCAAACGGUGUCAAAGUGCCCUCAAAAAAGUGAUACUUGCCACCUGUUGUCCUGCAGAAGGGAAAUCUCUCCGCUCGAACUGAAAGAUGGCAUGUGGAAUUCACAGGAAAAUGGCAGACUAUUCCUUGUGUAGACACGAGAAAUCGUGAGUGGAACUGAAUUUGAUCUCAAUUUGAAACUUGUGUUUUUUCUUCGCCAAAGACACAAUGGACACGCGACAUCAUCAUUUUUGUGACAGUCUAAGACCUGGUCGUGACUCACAUCCAGUCUUUAUCAUCCUGCUUUUCUUCAUUGCUUGGAACUGUUCCAUCACCGAGUCAUCUGGUGUCAAAGGUCCGCCGGUGGUGGCUACCGAUUUUUUGGAACGCUAUGUGGCGCAAGAGGGCGACACUGUCAAACUGUUGUGCCCAAUCACCGGAACACCCAAGCCAUUAAUCGAGUGGUACCAAGACGAUCGCAUGAUUCCUCCAACGUGGAUGCGAUUUCGCAUCAAUCGUCGGUACAUUAAGAUCAAGGACGUGGUCUUGGCUGACACAGGCCUGUACGUUUGCAAAGGCAUCAAUGGCUUCGGCAGUGAAUCUGUUAGACUGAGUCUCAUAGUCAGAGAUCUGAAAGAAGUCUUCAAAUCCACUAAUGAAGACCCCUCUGGCCCUUAUCGAGGCUUAUCUCCGUAUUUGGCCGGGGAGCUGCCCAAUAGUUUCGCUGCGAGCAACCGAUUUCCACUACAAGGCUCAUUCGACGAAGGCGGAACGAGAAAUGGAAACUUGGGCCCGUUGGUUUUUGACUCGAGCAAAUACGAGGAACCACGAAUGGUCCAACAAACGGCCGUUCGGGGCGAUGGGAUACACAAAAAGUCCGGAGACACACUCAAGCUCGAAUGUCUCGUGGAUGGGAGUCCAGCCCCUUCGAUUACGUGGUAUAAGAAUGGCGACAUUGUGAUGAACCCUAAUCUCCAAUCUGCUCGAAGCCGAACGACUUUACUGAUGCCGGAUUUGGAUCCCUUCGACGACUCGGGCGAAUAUAUUUGUAAGGCCAGGAACGUGUGGGGCGAAAUCAAUGCCACGUUUCCAGUCAUCGUGCAUGGUGCGUCCAUGACACCCCAAAUCCUUGGACCAACGAAAGUGAACCGUUCUUUGGAUUUGGGUGAUGAGAACCCUAAGGAUGCGACUGACGAGUUUUAUUUGAGGUGUGAAGUACUUAGUUUAGACCAGACUCAGAUCCAAUGGCUGAAACAGAUUCCAAACAAGACACAUGCCCAGAACAAGAACAAAACUGUCGAGGUGUUUGAUUAUGUAUUUGAGAUCGUUCCAACGACAAUCUUCGAGAAAGGAGAGGAUGGUUUCUACAACGCGAGUUUACUCAUCAAUGUCAAGGAAUUGCAAUCCAGCGUCCAGGGCCGCUACAUUUGCCUGGUGAACAAUCCUGAUGGGCACGCGUACAAGGAAGUCUUUCUCCACUUGAGAGGUACGUCAAAGUGGCAAUCCGGAUCACAUAACUCCGAGUCAAGGUUAGAGCCAAAUCCGAACUCCAUUGCCACCCAACAAAACUCGGAGCCAAUGUCUGGCAGCAUUUCUAUGGCCUUGGUGAUCUCUGUUCCAUUAAUCAGUCUCACGCUACUCUGUGGAUUACUCUUCUUCGCUUUUUGCGUGCAGAAACCGAAUUCAAGUGGGCAGAAUAAAGCCAAAGAUGGCUCAACUCAACAAUUACGAGCGGUACUUCACGUUAAUCCACUUAACGAAACCUCUCCGUACGCCACUUCUCUAGUGGAUCCGAUCUCAGCCAAAACGGGGUCCAAUUCAGCAACCGAUUGGUUAAACACUUGCAAAACCCUUCAAGGAUCACCUUUCCAACCCUUGAGACCUCAUCAUUGGCGGCCACUUUCCGCUGAUAAGGACGAGUACGUGGAAAUUGCCCUCCAAGGCUCAGUUAAAAUGCCAUCUGAUCCAAAUGAAGAGGAGUGGGUUGAGGUGUCUAAUAAGGCCAAUCAAACCCCAUCCCAUUGGGUGUAUUCGGACAUGAUCAGCGGAAACAGCGAGCUCAUCUAUCCUCUUUUGGACACGGACGGAUCGAAUUCCAAAGAUGGCACUUUCAACACCUAUCUCAUGGACAACUAUUCCUUUCCCAAGGACAACGAUUCGGCGCUCUGUUCGGCUUCCACUUCGAUGACCAACAGCCCCUUGAUCUUGAGGCAACCGAGAAAACCUUAUUUGUCGGGGUUGGCUCAACAGCAACGCAUCUUGGGCGGGAGUGCUCAACAUUUGUACCAAAACACAGGUUGUCGACCAGUUUGUCCAGGAUCACCCCUUACAGCCUCCGUGGGGCGUUCUCCGCAUCAGAAGCUCACUAAUCCCGUCUUCCAUCAAAGCAAACAUAUCAGUUUGAAGGACAUUCAUCCCGAGUAUUUCGCCGUGCUAAAAACCGGCUCUGAACGCUCGAUCUCUGAUGGAAAAUCGAACAACCUGAGACAGGUGUCGACAGACAUCUAUGCUCGGCCACCUAGUGAUCAUUUUUACUUCAAAAUUCAAGACGGCAAGACUGAAUUCUUGUAGAAACUUGGCAAAUGUGAAUGAAAUCAAUUUCAUCGAUUGUACUCUUUUCCAGAUCUAGAGACUUAGGAACAUGGCAAUUGUAAUCCGUGAUAUUACUUAUUUGAAUUUGCCAAUGCUUUGUCAAAUGAAUAUAGUUAUGGUUUAUCUCGA